Molecule: messenger RNA, 2316 nt
Organism: Fusarium musae
Lineage: Eukaryota; Fungi; Ascomycota; Sordariomycetes; Hypocreales; Nectriaceae
Exons: 4
Coding region: 1-2316 (771 amino acids)
Molecular function (GO): FAD binding
Source: RefSeq, a predicted model, not a curated record
AUGCUAGAGAAGGCCGGCAUACCCUACGUUUUGUUGGAAUCCUACGACGAGAUCGCUCCUCAGGUUGGGGCAAGUAUUGGUCUUCAAUCCAGCGGGCUUCGAAUCCUUGAUCAACUUGAUUGCGCCGAUGAGCUUAUGUCGUUAGUUGACAUUCCACUGAACAAUACCUACAUACGAUACCCCGAUGGUUCAGUGAACAGGCAUCAUAGCAAUGUCCAAGAUCAUUUGAUCGAGAGACACGGUUAUCCCACUAUCUUCAUCGACAGGCAGAUGCUGAUGCAGGUUCUGUACAACAAGCUCAAGUCAAAAGCCUCAGUACACCCUGGUCAGAAGGUAGUUUCAGUUUUCGAGCUAGAUAACGGCAUUCAAGUCACAACAGACAAAGGCAAGGUUGUCAAAGGAGAUAUUCUCGUCGGGGCCGAUGGGAUCUACAGCAACGUCCGAAAGGAAAUGUGGCGCAUAGCAUCGCCAGGAUACUUUCCUUCUGACGAGUGGUCAAGAGUACCGUGCUAUUACAAGUGUAUCUUUGGCAUCUCACGGCCUAUUGGGGAGCUUACGCAAGGCAGUCACUACGUCUACAACGACAACUUUUCGUACCUAGUUUUAGUUGGACCUGGGGGGAAGUUUUACUGGUUCCUGUUUAUCAAAUUGCCUGUUACUUUGUACGGCAAUGAUAUCCCGAGGUAUACGAAGGUUGAUGAAGAAAGAUUGGCGGCAGAGCAUGCAUACGACCAGAUCACUCCCGAUGUCACCUUUGGCCAGUUAUACGAAGCCAGAACUAGCUCUGCUUUGACGCCGCUCCAUGAGCAUGUAUUCGAGAAGUGGCACUACAAACGUAUCAUCACCAUCGGCGAUGCUGCUCACAAGUUUGAACCUCUAACUGGCCAAGGCGGUAACUCUGCCAUUGAGACUGCCGCAUCUCUCGUCAAUCAUUUAACAUUGGACGAGUGUUCAGACUGGACCAAUACACAAAUCGAAGCCGCCUUUUCCGCCGUUCAAGAAGAGCGUUUCCAAAGGGUGCAAUGGCUCGUCAAUGAUGCGCACAAAACGCAGAAAAUGCAGACUAUGGAAACACCCCUCUUAGCAACUAUUGGUCCAAUCUUGGCUCCUCUAUCAAGCACACAAACUCUACUUCAACUGAUCGCUCGCAAAGUCGUUGGCGCAACACGGGUAAAUAGCAUUCCCGUACCUCAACGACAACACACAAUCCCGUUCAACGAUGAGCUGCCGUCUCAGCCUCUUUCUUGGAGCUGGAUUCCUACAGGCCUAGGAGUACUAAGCCAGGUAGCGUUAUUCCGGCUCGCGUUGCAGAUUCUUGGACCAUUGGAGAUUCCAACUACUUUUGGCGGCGAGCCUGUGGUGAAACAUUACACGGGGCUUGUAACCUUGGAUAAGAUCUUGGCACACUUGGUCGCUGUUUUUGGAGUCCCUCUUGCUUCCGGGAACGUUGCGGCAAACUUGCAGUGGAUUUCUUUCACGCCGAUUUUAUUGUCGACUACGCUUGACUGGACUUUGGAGAGCUACCGAGUUGGUUCAAAGGGCCUCCUUACUUCUUUCACCAUCUACCAAGUCAAGGCGGUUGGACGCAUUGCACCUCUAUAUCACUUGAUUUCAGUGUGCGAGGGUGUUUUCGGAGGCCAAAUUGCUCCAAUGACGGACCGCUGGAUUGACAAGGAAGUGGUCGAGUCUUUCGUGCCCGGUAUCACUGUUGGAUACAUCAUACCCACUGCGCUGAUGCUCUGGCCUUUCAAGAACAAGGCAACUUGGCAGAAGUUUACUGGUUUUUGGCAGCCAUUCCCCGUUUACGUUGGUCUCAUUACUGCCGGUCUAUCGACAAUUCUACGCGGACCGAGGGCCAAACCCUCGAAAGAGGAUCCAGGCCGCAGAAAGCAAAAAGCCGAGACUGCCUCACUACUGAGGUCUGUAUAUAUGGCCGGAACCGCCGCUACUGCUCUUGUACAUCUCUAUACACUUUACUGCGCAGCAUCAAGCCCGAAUCUCAGCUCUUAUGGUGUUUUCGGCAGUAUCAGAUACUUAGUAUCUGGUGCGUCUCCGUCUGAUCCAUCAGACAGGAUCCAUGUAUUCCUACAGCGCGACAUGUUCUUGAAUGCUGUUUCUGUUCUUGCCAACAACGUUUACCGAACGCUGGAUCUGAGACGCUUAGGCUACAUCACUAACAAGGAAGCCUUGGCGACUUCUUUAGCAGUGUUGGUUGCGCAACCUGUGCUUGGACCAGCUGCAACUCAUAUUGCGUUUCUUGGAUGGAGGGAGGAGAUGUUUAUGAGGAUCGAUAGACGGAUCAGUGCAUGCAACUAA